Messenger RNA from Paramacrobiotus metropolitanus, 1449 nucleotides. Its product is annotated as glutathione S-transferase 1-like. The coding region runs from base 616 to 1239 and encodes 207 amino acids. NCBI's taxonomy places the organism in Eukaryota, Metazoa, Tardigrada, Eutardigrada, Parachela, Macrobiotidae. The record is from RefSeq and is a predicted model, not a curated record. The transcript is spliced from 6 exons. Gene Ontology annotation, biological process: glutathione metabolic process. Gene Ontology annotation, molecular function: glutathione transferase activity.
UGAUAGCUGGUAUAGACAUUGUGUAAAAAUUUCCCCUUUUUAACGAAGCUGGACCACAAAUCCACAAUCUUCCAGAGGCGCAUAAUAUAUGUUAACUUAUAUAGUUGCUAUGUACAAGCUUAUUGUUAGUAAUAUACGCGCAUAUAUACACUUUCUUCCUUGGUCUGAUUGUGAGUGAUCUACAGUAGAUUGUCAUAAGUUUAGCUAUCGCAUAUUGGGCACAUUCUGUUUUUCUCACACCGCACCGAUUGCAUUACCAGUAUACUUCGAAGUCGAGCAGCCAUUGUCGGUGCUUCCUAUUACGGCUGCCAAGUUUUGUUCCGUUCUUCCGGCAGUUAUAACUGCCGUAUGACCGGUUCUUCAUUCAUCCGUUUAUUAUAGAAUCUAUUAAUAAAACAUAAUCGACAGUAGCGACCGGCACCGAGUGUCUAAUUUAUUAUGCAACUCAUACUGUCUCAUAGUAUUGGGAAUGUUUUAUGUCCCUGCAGUUCACUGUUAAGGUGUGAGCUAAUCUGUUAAGUGUACAGUAUCUUUGCUUACAGUGUUUAGAAUUUUCUUUCGAUUGUUAAGUCAUCUUCAUAUUGGAGCAUUGGAGCACAUUGUCGUAUCGCUCUCAUGGAUUCUCGAUUUAAACUUUAUUAUUUUGAUGCACGUGCCAGAGGGGAAUUGAUUCGACUUAUAUUUCAUGCUGCCGGCGAAGAUUUCGAGGAUAUCAAAGUUUAUCAAGGAAUGUGGGAAAAACUGAAACCCGCAAUGCCAUUUCAUACGCUUCCGGUAUUGGAAAUUGGUGAACAGCAGCUAUCGCAGAGUCUCAGCAUUGCACGGUAUUUGGCUAACAUAUUUGACAUGGCCGGAAGGAAUAAUCUGGAGAAAGCGCUUGUCGACUCCGCAGCAGAACUAAUUGACGAGUUAUUAUCGGAUGCACUGAAAAUAAUCUAUGAACGAGAACAUAAAUAUAAAGCUCGUGCGACCAAAAAAUUUGGUGCUAUCACAUUACCGGCAAAAAUGCACAGACUCGAAGAAUUCCAUUCCAAAUACGGAAAGGGUUAUGGGUAUAUCGUUGGGAAUGAUCUCACCUACGCCGAUCUGGCUGCAUAUUCGACGUUUGAUCAGAUCGUAGCAGCCGCUAUUGUUCCUUGGGAAUAUUUCGAACAGUUUCCUUACCCAUCGCAGUUAAAGAAACGAAUCCUGGAUGGUGAACCCCGACUGUCUCAAUAUUUCCGAUACACGAAUUCGUAAUAGAGAGUACAAGUACACUUCAUUAAGUACAAAUUGUACUCUUCAGAGCACCUGGAAUUGGCUGGAAAUAUUUUAGCAUGAUGCAUGGCAAAUUAUGCAACACCCAGUUUUCUAUUCAGAACCCUGAAUUGGUAAAAGGUUGAUUUGGGAGAUGGCAUUUGUCAGAAUCUGUUGAUUUGACCCGCUAAUCCGGUUUUUAUUUUGAUUGAU